UUCUCUCACACCAUUUUUGUAAAAUCAUAUCAUCACAUUAUUCCUCUAUCUUCUCGUGAACACUUCCCUUUGUAACAUCCUUUUCAUUCAUCUAGCUAUAUACUAAGUUUUAAUAUCAUACCAUAUAUUAUCAUAAAUAAACCAUGAUGCUGUAGCUAUAAGCUAAACUACCAAAGAACAAGAAUAAUGGCAAGUUUUCAGUUUCUGAGUUUGCUGAUUGUUGUUUCAGUUUUGAGUUUUUGCUAUGGAGACAGCAAUGACAUGAAUAAUGUUCAGCUGAAUGAUGAUGUUCUUGGCCUAAUUGUGUUCAAAUCAGACCUCCAUGACCCUUCUUCAUCUCUUGCUUCAUGGAAUGAAGAUGAUUCAAGUGCUUGUUCAUGGAACCGGGUUCAGUGCAAUCCAGCAACAGGAAGAGUCACUGAGAUCAAUCUUGAUGGGUUGGGAUUAUCUGGAAGAAUUGGAAGAGGCCUUGAGAAGUUGCAGCAUCUAAUGGUAUUGUCUCUUUCUCAUAACAAUUUCAAUGGUAGCAUUACUCCUUCACUUACACUUUCCAGCACCAUUCAGAGUCUAAAUCUAAGUCACAAUGGCUUCUCUGGUCAAAUACCAACUUCAUUUCUUAAUAUGAGUUCAAUUAGGUCUCUUGAUCUUUCUCACAACUCAUUCUCAGGACAAAUCCCUCAAAGUUUCUUUGACAGUUGCAAUUCCCUUCACUACUUUUCUGUGUCCAAUAACAUGUUUGAAGGACAAAUUCCUAGCACAAUCUCUAGAUGUUCUUCAUUGAAUAGCAUUGAUCUUUCGAAUAACCGUUUCUCCGGUUAUGUUGAUUUUGCUGCUGUUUGGUCAUUGACUAGGCUUAGGCAAUUGGAUCUUUCAAGCAAUGCCUUAUCAGGUUCUUUGCCUAAUGGAAUUUCUUCAAUUCAUAACUUGAAAGAGAUCUUGUUAAGGAAAAACCAGUUUUCUGGUCCACUGCCUAAUGAUAUUGGACUCUGUCUUCAUUUGAAUAAGCUUGAUUUGAGUGAUAAUCAGUUCAAUGGAGUGUUACCAGAGUCAUUGAACAGGCUUAAAUCUCUGAGCUAUUUAAGUACAUCGAAGAAUAUUUUCGCCGGCGAGUUUCCUCAAUGGAUUGGUACCAUGACUAGUCUUGAACACUUGGAUCUUUCCAACAAUCAGUUCAUGGGAACUAUUCCGGAUUCCAUUGGAGAAUUGAGAUCAUUGGCAUAUCUGAGUGUUGCGAAUAACAAACUCGAAGGGAACAUUCCGGCUUCAUUAGUUUCUUGCACAGAGUUAUCAGUGAUCAAGCUUAGAGGGAAUGGUUUCAAUGGAAGCAUACCAGAGGGCUUGUUUGGCCUUGGAUUGGAGGAAAUAGAUUUUUCUCAUAAUCAUUUAACAGGUCCAAUCCCAGCAGGGUCAAGCAGGCUAUUGGAAAGUCUCAUCAAAUUGGAUCUCUCAGAGAAUAAUCUUCAGGGGAAUAUCCCUGCUGAAAUGGGGCUACUUUCAAAGCUUAGAUACUUGAAUUUGUCUUGGAAUGAUCUUCAUUCUCAUAUGCCUCCAGAGUUUGGUCUGCUUCAGAAUCUAACAGUCUUGGAUCUUCGAAACAGCGCCUUGAUCGGCUCAGUUCCAUCCGAUAUAUGUGAUUCGGGUAACUUGGCUGUUCUUCAACUUGAUGGAAAUUCAUUGGAGGGGUCUAUUCCAGAGCAGAUUGGAAAUUGUUCAUCUCUUUACAUGCUGAGUUUGUGUCACAAUAAUUUAAGUGGUUCAAUCCCAAAGUCCAUGUCAAGGCUAAGCAAGCUCAAGAUUCUGAGAUUGGAGUUCAAUGAACUGAGUGGAGAGAUACCAAUGGAGCUUGGAAUGCUCCAAAACCUUCUUGCUGUGAACAUAUCAUACAACAAGCUCACAGGUAGGCUUCCAACAGGAAGCAUAUUUCAUAACUUGGACAAGAGUUCCUUGGAAGGAAACUAUGGUCUUUGUUCACCAUUGCUGACAGGUCCAUGUAUGAUGAAUGUACCAAAGCCACUAGUUCUUGAUCCAAAUGCAUACAACAACCAAAUAGGCUCUCCUAGGCAAAGAAAUGAAUCAUCUAUGGCUACUGGCCUAAGUCAUCACCACAGAUUCCUUAGUGUUUCGGCCAUUGUCGCGAUUGCAGCCUCAUUUGUGAUCAUAUUAGGAGUUAUUGCUAUUAGCCUACUCAAUGUUUCUGUAAGAAGAAGGUUAAAAUUUGUGGACAAUGCCUUGGAAAGCAUGUGUUCGAGUUCUUCAAGAUCCGGAAGUCCAGCCACAGGGAAGCUAAUUCUGCUUGAUUCACAGUCCGGCUCGCCGGAUUGGAUCAGCAAUCCGGAAUCCUUGCUCAACAAGGCAUCAGAGAUUGGUGAAGGAGUGUUUGGAACAGUGUACAAAGUUCCAUUGGGAUCACAUGGAAGAAUUGUUGCAAUCAAGAAACUCAUAACCUCAAACAUAAUCCAAUAUCCUGAAGAUUUCGACAGAGAAGUUAGGAUCCUUGGAAAAGCAAGGCAUCCAAAUUUGAUUGCAUUGAAAGGUUACUAUUGGACACCUCAAAUUCAGCUUCUAGUAACUGAGUAUGCAUCAAAUGGUAGCCUCCAAUCCAAGCUUCAUGAGAGAAUCUCUUCAAUUCCUCCACUUUCUUGGGCUAAUAGGUUCAAGAUCUUGCUUGGAACAGCAAAGGGUCUUGCACAUUUGCACCACUCAUUCCGGCCACCCAUAAUUCACUACAACAUAAAGCCAAGCAACAUCCUUCUUGACGAAAACUUCAAUCCGAAGAUAUCGGAUUUCGGGUUGGCAAGGCUUCUAACAAAGCUUGACAAGCAUGUUAUGAGCAACAGGUUCCAGAGUGCAUUAGGCUAUGUUGCACCAGAGUUAGCAUGCCAGAGCUUAAGGGUGAAUGAGAAGUGUGAUGUGUAUGGUUUUGGAGUGAUGAUUCUUGAGCUUGUGACAGGUAGAAGGCCAGUGGAGUAUGGUGAGGACAAUGUGCUAAUACUCAAUGAUCAUGUUAGAGUUCUUCUUGAGCAAGGGAAUGUGUUGGAGUGUGUUGAUCCAUGCAUGAAUGAGUAUCCAGAAGAUGAAGUUUUGCCAGUUUUAAAGCUUGCAAUGGUUUGCACUUCUCAGAUACCUUCUAGCAGGCCUUCUAUGGCAGAAGUUGUUCAAAUUCUUCAAGUCAUUAAGACUCCAGUUCCUCAAAGGAUGGAAGUUUUCUGACAAAGUGAGAAAUUCUUCAAGUCAUUAAGGCAUUCGAAUUAGGGAACAAGAUAUAUAUGUUUGUCUAUGUUUAACUAUCUUCAAGUACAGAAAAGCUUUCUUGUUGUUAAGCUUUCUUCUCUCUUUUUCUUUCCCUUCAUUUUCUGUAUUGCUAUUUAACUUUGAUGAAGAAUUUGGUUUGUUUAGACUGUUCAUUCAAGUAUAAGGUGCUUUUUCCAUGCAUAUGGAAUCACUAUUGUAUAAAAUCUGCAAUUCUUAUCUCUCA
This is a messenger RNA of Arachis duranensis, 3475 nucleotides long. RefSeq names its product probably inactive leucine-rich repeat receptor-like protein kinase At3g28040. The transcript is spliced from 2 exons. Gene Ontology annotation, cellular component: plasma membrane. NCBI's taxonomy places the organism in Eukaryota, Viridiplantae, Streptophyta, Magnoliopsida, Fabales, Fabaceae. The coding region runs from base 187 to 3210 and encodes 1007 amino acids. Gene Ontology annotation, molecular function: protein kinase activity; ATP binding; protein binding. Gene Ontology annotation, biological process: protein phosphorylation; hormone-mediated signaling pathway. The record is from RefSeq and is a predicted model, not a curated record.